Messenger RNA from Anopheles bellator, 810 nucleotides. RefSeq names its product elongation of very long chain fatty acids protein AAEL008004-like. Gene Ontology annotation, cellular component: endoplasmic reticulum membrane. The record is from RefSeq and is a predicted model, not a curated record. Bases 1 to 810 code for a protein of 269 amino acids. Lineage: Eukaryota; Metazoa; Arthropoda; Insecta; Diptera; Culicidae. The transcript has 3 exons. Gene Ontology annotation, biological process: fatty acid elongation, saturated fatty acid; fatty acid elongation, monounsaturated fatty acid; sphingolipid biosynthetic process. Gene Ontology annotation, molecular function: fatty acid elongase activity.
AUGGCUUUGGUACUGCGUACCAUUUACGAUGGAUUCCGCUACUACGUGGUUGACAAAACAGAUGAACGAGUGCUCACCCUGCCACUGCUGCAGUCAAUUUGGACGGUCCCCAUGAUUACCGUAGCCUACCUAUACUUUGUGCUCCGGCUCGGCCCGAACCUGAUGGCCAACCGGAAACCGAUCGAGAUGCGCGGUUUGCUGAGCGCCUACAAUCUGCUGCAAGUGGCAGCAAAUGCCGUUGCGUUCAUCUUGGGUCUCAAGUAUCUGCGGGAACACUCGUACUCGUUCGUCUGUCAACCGAUCCUGCCGAGUGACACCAUGCAGGCGAUGGCAGAGUUUCGGCUAGGCUAUCUGUAUUUCCUGCUGAAAAUUUUCGACCUCGCCGACACCGUGUUUUUCGUGCUGCGCAAGAAACAGGGUCACGUGUCCUUUCUGCACGUCUACCACCACGUGGUGAUGGCUCUGUCGGCCUCGAUCUUCAUGCGGUACCUGGCCGGUGGACACGUGUUCGUCCUCGGGCUGCUCAAUACGUUCGUGCACGCGGUCAUGUACUUUUACUACUUUCUCACCAUCUACUGGCCGGACGUGACGCGCGGUGCCACCUGGAAGCGCUACGUAACACUGCUGCAGCUGAGUCAGUUCGCCUAUCUGGUGUUCCAUUUCCUGCGUCCCAUCGUUCUCGGUGCGGAUUGCAGCUACCCGCGGCCCGUGAUGUGGUUCGCUGGAAUACAGAACGUCUUUAUGCUGAUCCUGUUUGGUGAUUUCUAUGUGCGCACGUACUUCCGGAAGCCAAAAGCCAACCAGCACUGA